Molecule: messenger RNA, 3118 nt
Organism: Toxoplasma gondii ME49
Lineage: Eukaryota; Apicomplexa; Conoidasida; Eucoccidiorida; Sarcocystidae
Product: NudC family protein
Exons: 3
Coding region: 741-1895 (384 amino acids)
Biological process (GO): protein folding
Cellular component (GO): cytoplasm
Source: RefSeq, a predicted model, not a curated record
ACAAAAAAGAUCCUCAGCAACAAGCACGUGACAUCUCGUUUCGACAACUUUUAUUCGUCUACAGUUUGGCAUGGAUUGCGGAUUCACUCAUCUUCUGGGCAUUCAGCGAACGCCUCAUGGCGCGAUCCCGCUUUGGAGGUGCGUGUUACAGCGGGCAGCGAGAAAGGUGACAUUGUUGUCUAGUGAGAUAGGGGUUGUGUGUACUGUGCUUUCCCAGUUUCUUCGAGCCUUCCCUCAGUGGUCCCUUUACUGUGCAUGUUUGAAGUGUUAGCGUGGUGAUGUGCGGUAUUCAGCUGGCAGUGAACAAAUUUUGGCCACAGAUGCGUACAUGUAGCAAGGUACAUACACCGCGUGGUCAACACACUCGUCCGUCGGUGCGAGUGACUCCUCACGAACAAGAAUCGUUGAUGACCGUUUUUUUUUUCGGGAAGAGCAGCACUGGCCUUUGUUCCCGAUUUGUCCUGGUUCCUCGCUCGUGCAUGACAAUUUCUGAGAAAUCGCGAACGUUGUCCUGUUUGCCGCGGACGCACUCCCAUUUCAAACCGGUUCACUGUUGUCUGAACGAGGGAAAGUACGUCCAGUCCUGCACUUCCUGGGUACUUUCACGACUCGUGAAAAACCCAGACAGACAUGUGUAAGACCGGCAACCACGUGCCUUCUGCCCUGAAAUCUGUGUCGUUUCCCGCGGUAAUUUUUUUGUCCGCCUGGCCGCCUCUCUGCCCACAGAGACCAGGCACACCAUGCCGGACUCCAGGGAAGAAGCCCUGCAGCGGGCGCAGGUGCAUGAGGAGUUGCUGCUGAACCUUGCCCGACACCACCCAGACAUAGAGAGUCUCUUGCAGACCUUCUUCGACUUUCUCGAGCGACGAACAGACUUCUUCCAUGUUAUCGAGUCGUCGGGAGCUUCUGCCGGACUCGAAUCCCCAAACAUGGGAUUUCGGGAGGGCCGUGCGGAGGCCAUGGUUCGCCAAGCGUUUUCGAAGGCGCAGAUGGCCUACAGGCGACGGGCUCAGCCCCACCUUCUGGCCCAAGUCGGAGCGGUGCCCUCUUCACGUGGAGAAACGCCAGCUUCCGCGAAGACUCAGGCGGUGCCAUGCACGGGUGCGGAGAAGCGCGGCAAGUCAGAAAACGUGGUGGCUCGAGGUGCGCUGACCACCGCGGGCGUCUCCGCGGCGUCAGACCCUAAAGAGGGACACGUAGGGAAGCCGGAGAAAACGCAAGAGAGCCGACAAAUGGCGGAGUCUCGACCGGAGACGGAAGCGACCGAGGCGCAGAGAUCGAAGGAGUUCAGGAAUACCGGAGUGACUUCUUCUCAAGGUACAGCAGGCAAGGAGCUGACGACUUGGAAUGGAGGUGUGUGCGAGAACUACCGCUGGACACAGUCCUUCACUGACCUCACGCUCCAGUUCCGUCUCGACAAGAACAAAUACAGAGGGAAGAAGGACGUGUCUGUCUCGAUCACUCCGACCGCACUAAAGGUUGUCGUAGCAGGUGACGUCCUCUUGGAGGGCGAGUGGGAGGAUCACGUGAACGCGGCCGAAUCUCUUUGGCAAGUGGAAGACGGCCCGUAUCUACUUCUCUCAAUUGAGAAGGCGCGAGAAAAUUGGUGGGCCUCUGUCCUCAAAGGCGAGAAAAAAAUCGACACGACAAAGAUUGAGUCGGUCAAGCGUGUGGAGGACUUUGACGCCGCAACCCAGGCCCAUAUUCGGAAAAUGAUGUUCGACCAACAGCAGAAGUUGCGGGGAGAGAAAACCUCAGACGAACUGGAGAAGGAGGAACUUCUGAGGAAGGCUUGGGAUGCCGAGGGCUCUCCGUUUGCAGGCACCCCUUUCAACCCAUCCCUCGUUAAUUUUCAGAGCAGUCUACCAUCGGGGUUCAUGGGUGGUGGGCCUUGAAAUGGACCACAGGGAUUUGCGAAUCCAAUUUCUAGAAGCAUCUACAGAAACGAUGCCUUAAUUUUUCGUUUUCCCUGAGCUCGGUGCUGUGUCAAUCUCUCUAUUCUCUCGCGUAGCCAUGUCUUUGCCAGCCAGCAGCCUCAUCGAGGCAAACACAAAUAUUGUGCCGCUGAUUCAGCGUUACGCCGCUCAAGGAGAAACCGCACACUUCAAGAGAGCUCCGCACUCGGGUGUUUCCACUGCGUCAGGUGCCAGUAUAUAUCUAUGAAAUUCACUGGGUGCGCAUCUCGUGCGUGAGUUUGGUUUGCCACCUGUUUGCUUUUCCGAGUUCCUCUGUAGGUGAAUGCUACUUCUGGAAUUUACAUUCUAUGUGUCAUCAUUUUCUAACACAAGGCCUCAAUGAAAUUGGGGAAUCGAAUCUCGAAGACAAAGAUCGGCCCGGAUGACUUGUCCAUUUGCCGGGCGGACUGACGCAUCUGCAUCUUUAUGGUAUUUGCACCCGUUCCCACCUCACGCAGAGGAAACAUUGGACUGAUAUUCACCGACACUUUUAGCUCUCCAGAACGCAGUGAGCGGUUGAACACGAUGGGAAGCUGAUUCCGUGGAAAAGGGUUACUGCGGGUUGGCUUCGAGCCACUGAAUGACGCAGGUUUGUGUUAUUCGUGACCCGAUUUCCUCAUGUGAGCAGCGUAAACACUUUAUGAAACGGACAGACACGUCGUUUUAAUACUAAUCAGUAAAAAACAAAGCGUUGUUUUCCCGUGUGUCUGACCGCACGCGAAUCACUGCUAUGCGAACCGCAUCUUGAUUCGGGGCGCGUGCCCGCUGUCCGCGAUAAGCCGUCGUAUUGCAUGGUACAUUGCCAUGUAUUGUAACACUUUGUUGAAAACUGAACCAAACAGAGCUUGCGUAUCAUCAUAAUUUAUGUGGGGGGUGUGCAGAGUUAACACAGGAAUUUGUGGCACGCGUUUUGUUCCAGUGGUUAUGAUCGUAACAGCCGCUACAACAACCGCCCUGCGAGCUGUUUCCGGUGGAAAGCGAGUCACGUGAGUGCUUGUUCACACCAAAAACCUUUCUAGAGGAGCUGUUUAAAAUGCCGUGCACAGAAAACUUCCACCGAAGAGUCAGUCUUUUACAAGGCUGCGAACUCCAGUUAGUACGGGUUCAUUUGGAGUCCCGCUCCCAGGUUCUGCAGCUGGUGAAACUUGUGGCAAUCAAAUGAG